Molecule: messenger RNA, 474 nt
Organism: Zingiber officinale
Lineage: Eukaryota; Viridiplantae; Streptophyta; Magnoliopsida; Zingiberales; Zingiberaceae
Exons: 1
Coding region: 1-474 (157 amino acids)
Source: RefSeq, a predicted model, not a curated record
AUGCUUGAGGAAGCUCUCUCAGAACAAAAGGAGAUGAAAAUUGAGAUCAAGCAAUUGACUCAAAGGCUGGAAAAUUCUGAGAAGCAUCAAAAGAUGCAGGACAGCCAGAUAGCUCAAUCCAUCUCACGAACACAGGGGACCUUUCCAGGGAAGCCAGAUUUAAAUCUAGUAGAACAUUGCAACCGCAUUGAGCUGAGGAGCGGACGUACUAUGGGAGGUCCUCAAAUCAUUACUCAGAAGGAGCUUGACUCAGAGAAGGAGCCCUCUCCCCUAAUACCCAAUCAGAUUCAAAAUAGGGAUGGAAAAGAGGCUACUAAAAAGGUUGCAGAAACUCUUCAAGCUGCCCCACAGAAUCAGACGAUCCCUUUCCCUCAGAAGCUAAUAGAAUCCCAGAAAGACGAAGAGUUCAACCGUUUCCUGAAGAAGAUCAAAGAAAUAUGCAUAGAAGUACCACUGAUAGAUGCGCUGCACUAA